This is a messenger RNA of Metarhizium album ARSEF 1941, 723 nucleotides long. RefSeq names its product mitochondrial carrier protein (Ymc1). The transcript has 3 exons. The record is from RefSeq and is a predicted model, not a curated record. Gene Ontology annotation, molecular function: L-ornithine transmembrane transporter activity. Lineage: Eukaryota; Fungi; Ascomycota; Sordariomycetes; Hypocreales; Clavicipitaceae. The coding region runs from base 1 to 723 and encodes 240 amino acids. Gene Ontology annotation, biological process: mitochondrial L-ornithine transmembrane transport.
AUGGCCGCAGUCGAGGUCGAGGAGCUGCAGGGCCGAGGACUGCAGACGGCCAAGGAUCUGUUCUCAGGGGCCGUGGGAGGAAUCGCGCAGGUCUUGAUCGGCCAGCCCUUUGACAUUGUCAAAGUCCGGCUCCAGACGACGAGCCGGUACUCGGGCGCCGUGCACGCCGCCGCCUCCAUCUACCGAAACGAGGGCGCGCUCGCCUUCUACAAGGGCACGCUCACGCCGCUCCUGGGCAUCGGGGCCUGCGUCUCGAUCCAGUUCGGCGCCUUCCACGCCGCGCGGCGGUGGCUCGGCGCCAGCGCGCGCGGCGGCGUCCUGGCCGCCGUCUACCGCGGCACCGCCGUCACCGUGUGCCGCGAGGCCGCCGCCUACGGGGCCUGGUUCGCCGCCUUCGAGUACCUCGUGAGCCGGGACGCCGCGCGCAACGCCGUCCACCGCAGGGACGUCCCCGCCUGGAAGAUCGCCCUGUACGGCGGCCUGGCCGCCAAGGCCCUCUGGCUCGCGAGCUACCCCUUCGACGUUGUCAAGAGCAAGAUGCAGACGGACGGCUUCGGCCCCGGCCAGAAGUACCCCAGCAUGCGGGCCUGCUUCGCCGCCACCUGGCGCGCCGACGGGCUCGCGGGCUUCUGGAGAGGCAUCUGGCCGACGCUGUUUCGUGCCAUGCCCGUCAGCGCGGGCACUUUUGCCGUUGUGGAAAUGACCAUGAGAGCUAUCGGCUGA